Molecule: messenger RNA, 1389 nt
Organism: Boeremia exigua
Lineage: Eukaryota; Fungi; Ascomycota; Dothideomycetes; Pleosporales; Didymellaceae
Product: heterokaryon incompatibility protein-domain-containing protein
Exons: 2
Coding region: 1-1389 (462 amino acids)
Source: RefSeq, a predicted model, not a curated record
AUGACUUCGAAAGCCUGUCUGCACUCCGAUGUUCGUGAAUUCGACAGUCUGAGAAGUUGCCUCGCGUGCGGUGACACUUGGUUCCCCACCCAAGGAGAGUCUUCAGACGAUGCUGAGCAGUACGUCUACACAGAUCUACGAUGUCUGGAACGUGGGCAAACAAUCCGAAUCGUAGUCAUUGAACCAGGGGAGUAUUCGGAAUCUUUGCGCUGCACACUCGAAUUAUCUGAUUUGCGGCACACGAACUAUCACGCAGUUUCAUAUACCUGGGCAACAGAAGACGGAGAUGAGACCAAAACACAGCAAGUACUUAUCGACAACAAAAUUCUGUCCGUUACCAAGAACUGCGAGGCAGCGCUUCGUCGAUUGAGGAAACAUGGCCCACAUAGCAGAUUCUGGAUAGAUGCAAUCUGUAUCAACCAGUCAAGCACCGCCGAACGGAAUCAUCAGGUAUAUCUUAUGGACAAAAUCUACCAGAAUGCUAUGCGAGUUCACAUAUGUAUCGAGGACAACCGAUUCGACUACACCGAGGCUAUGCGCUGGCUUGCGCAUGAAAAGGCUGGUGAACGCAGACCCCCUUCUCAACUAGAAACACUUUUCCAGUGCCGGUACUUCAGCCGCGUUUGGGUCACACAGGAAGUAGUCCUAGCGGCAGUCCUUACCCUGCAUGUCAACAACGACCACCUAGAGUUGUCGCGGCAGGUAUUGUCAAACAUGCAGGUGGCUGAUACAGUCCCAAGACUUUUUCAAGCCCUCAUGGAAUCAACAACGCAACAGUCUUUGGAGCAGCUACUGAAAUUGACCUUCGCCGCAAAUUGCUCCGAACCAAAGGACCGAAUAUAUGCUGUCCAUAGUUUGCUUGACGCGCCAGCCAAGAAGUGGAUUCCUAUCGACUACUCGCUUAGUAUGGAGGAGAUAUUCACAAAUGUUGUUCUUGCCUACAUCGACACUACUAGAACCCUCGACAUACUUCUCUUGACACGCAUGGACUGUUCCAAUUUGGUCAUGGACUUGAACAACCUCUCUAUCGAACAGUUUGCAAGUCAUUUUCAUACACCUAAAAAUUCCAGAGCCACGGAUCGCGACGUGCUAGCGCCUAAGACAUGGAGGCCACAUGUCCACAUCGAGUGUUCCGAUAGGAUAACCGCUUCGGCCGAUAUAGAGGCCAUAGAUCACCUCUCUUCACCAGUUCAAGUUUCAUCAGACCUAAUCCCUCUCGGACAAAUCUUACCCAAGCUAAUGGUUCGGGCAUAUCACAUCGACAACGUGAGAGGCAGGAGCAAUUUCUCCCUCGAGUUCUUUCUACGAAGAUUCCAUAUGAGUGCCAUGGACGCUGAGCUGUCAAUUUCUGCCAGAGGGCAACACAACGGACAUCAAAACACUUCUUGA